Messenger RNA from Carya illinoinensis, 534 nucleotides. RefSeq lists its product as uncharacterized. Lineage: Eukaryota; Viridiplantae; Streptophyta; Magnoliopsida; Fagales; Juglandaceae. The coding region runs from base 1 to 534 and encodes 177 amino acids. The transcript has a single exon. The record is from RefSeq and is a predicted model, not a curated record.
AUGCUUGAGCUAGCAAAGCAAAGAGAUGAAUUGAAAGGGGUGGCAGUGGCUCAUGGGGGUGUUAAGAUGACUCAUCUGUUGUUUACAGAUGAUUGCUUAAUCUUUGGGAAAGCUUCUUGGAAUGAAUGGAAGAAGAUCAGUGGAAUUCUGGAGGUAUAUGGAAAGGCUUCUAGUCAGAACUUAAAUAAGCAUAAAACAAUAGUCUUGUUCAGUCCAACAGUUGCUAGUGAAAUGAGAAGGGCUAUUAUCAAGGAUUGUGGAGCUAGAGAACAAAAUAACUGUGAGAAAUAUCUAGGAUUGCCAAUCAUGGUUGGUAGAUCGAGAUACCAGGCUUUUAGCAUUGUGAAAGAUAGGGUAUGGAAGAAGUUGAGUAAUUGGAAGAAUCAGUUUCUAUCACCUUCAGGAAAAGAAGUAUUAAUCAAGGCAGUCAUUCAAGCAAUUCCAACAUACUAUAUGAGUGUGUUCAAGUUGCCAAAAAAGCUGAGUGAUGAAAUAGCUUCUUUAAUGGCAAAAUUCUGGUGGGGAUUUAAGUAA